GGCAGUUCUAUAUAUCCCCGUCGGGGCUCCCGCGCGGUGAACCCUCGAAACCCUCUCCCCUGCUCCCCUGUUCUCGUCGACAAGAAGAAAGGCGAAGAGAAGACAUGCGAACCAGAAGCCAAUCCAAACGUAAAGAAAGCCCGCCGGCUCCGCGCAAUUCAGAGCCCCAGACCAGUCUUGCUCAUGGAUCAGGUCAUGGAAAAGGGGAGGCCUCUGUCAAGAAGUCGAAACGGGCUGCCUCUCGCAAAGCUUCCGGUGGGAAACGGCGGCAAGAAAGCCCCAGCUUGCUCGAGGGAACCGAAGUCGAGGUAGAGGUACCAGGGGAAAACAGUGGUCAAGUGCGUGUUAAGGAAGUGCUUCUUUGUGAUUUAGGUCUGAAGGGAUGUAGUAGUCAGAAAAUGGAAGGAAGCACAUCAAGUAGAGGGAAAGAUGUAGGAGGGAAAGUUCAUCUGGAUGUGAAUGAAAUGGAUUGGGAAGAGGGUACUAUUUCUGUUUCGGAAGGCAGGGAAGGCUACUCCCAUGAUCUUGGGAGGGUGGUGACUGUUGAAUUCACUGAUUCACCAUCUACUGCUCAGAGGAGGGCUUCUCGCAGGGCUUCUGCAGAAGACAAGGUGCUAGCCGAACUUGUGCACAAGGUCCAUUUGCUUUGUCUACUAGCACGGGGUAGGUUAGUCGACAGUGUCUGCAAUGAUCCCCUCAUUCAGGCUUCCUUGGUUUCACUUUUACCAUCAAACUUACUGAAGAUAGUGGAGGUUCCAAAACUGACAGCUAGUACGUUGAACUCCCUCGUCAAUUGGUUUCAUAAUAAUUUCCAUGUACGAAAUCACAAUAUAGAGAGGGGAUCCUUUAAGUCAAAUCUUUCCUUUGCUCUUGAAACUCGUGAAGGGACAGCGGAGGAGGUUGUUGCAUUGUCGGUGGCCUUAUUUAGAGCUCUCAAUUUAACAACUCGGUUUGUGGCUGUUCUAGAUGUGGCCUCUCUCAAGCCAGAUGCUGACAUACCUGGGGGCUCAAGCCAAGAUGCAGAAAGGUUGGACACGAGGAUAUUCUCUUCUAGUACUGUGGCAAGUCCUUAUCAGGUUAACGCUCCAUAUCCUGCUGUUUCAAUGGAUGAUGCCAACAAAUACAUGGCUGAUAAAGUUUGCCAAAGAGAAAAGCAUCACAAAAAAGAGAACAGUUCAACCUGCAAGAAGAAUUUGCUUAAAGGUAUAGGUGCUGCUUGUAAUUCAGAUGAUGGAACCAGUGAUGCAUCAGCCAGCAAAGCAUGCAGUGACAACUUGAAUUCUUGUGUCAUCAGUUGUGCUGAAAAAUCAAAAAGGAAAGGGGAUCUAGAGUUUGAAUUGCAGUUGGACAUGGCUCUUUCAGCCACUUUAGCAGGAAUUCGAGAAAAUGUAGGUUUGGAUACGAUUGAUAUCCCUAGCACUGCAUCAUCUAUCGCUUCCCCUUUAAAAAAAAUGAGGAAAAUCAAAAGUGAAGAAUCUCCAAUUCUGACUCAUGGUAGUUCUAGUGCAGUUUGGUCAAGAAGAACAGGACCUCCCUUGUACUGGGCAGAAGUCUAUUGCAGUGGGGAGACCUUAACUGAAAGAUGGGUGCAUGUUGAUGCAGCAAAUGGUAUAGUUGAUGGUGAAGAGAAAGUAGAAGCUGCUGUUGCUGCUUUCAGGAGACCAUUGAAAUAUGUUAUUGCUUUUGCUGGAAAUGGUGCUAAAGAAGUGACUCGCAGGUAUUGCAAGCACUGGUAUAAAAUUGCUUCGCAACGAAUAAGUUCACAGUGGUGGGAUACAGUCUUGGCACCAUUGAAGGAGCUGGAAUCAGGUGCAACUGGAGGAAUAGUUCAGUUAGAAGCAAUACAAGAGAAGGUCCCAUAUGACCCAGGGAAAAAGGAACCUCCAGCUGAGCAGACUCAGAUUUCAACCAGGAAUUCUCUUGAGGACAUGGAGCUUGAAACUAGGGCAUUAACUGAGCCUCUUCCAACCAAUCAACUGGCCUUUAAAAACCACCACCUCUAUGCCCUAGAAAAAUGGCUUAACAAGAAUCAAGUACUCCAUCCAAAGGGUCCUGUACUUGGUUAUUGUUCAGGUCAUCCUGUCUAUCCUCGAUCUUGUGUUCAGACGCUACAAACAAAACAAAGAUGGUUGCGGGAGGGCUUGCAAGUUAAACCAAAUGAAAUUCCUGCCAAGGUAGUGAAAGGUUCCAAAAAAGUAAUUAACUUCCAGACAUCUGAACCUAGUGUUCUUGAAGAAGAUAUUGAGGAACCAACCUUAGAACUUUAUGGAAAGUGGCAAUUGGAACCUUUACAACUUCCUCAUGCUGUAAAUGGUAUUGUGCCAAAGAAUGAGCGUGGUCAAGUGGAGGUAUGGUCCGAGAAGUGUCUUCCACCUGGCACGGUACACUUGAGGUUACCCAGAUUGAUUCCAGUUGCAAAGAGGCUUGAAGUUGAUUUUGCACCUGCCAUGGUUGGGUUUGAAUAUCGUAACGGCCGUUGCUUUCCCAUGUUCGAAGGGAUUGUAGUCUGCAGAGAGUUCAAAGAUGCUAUCAUGGAGGCAUAUGCUGAAGAAGAAGAGAGGAGAGAAGCUGAAGAAAGAAAGCGCAAUGAAAGACAGGCUCUCUCAAGGUGGUUUCAGCUACUUUCCUCCAUUAUAACCAGACAGAGAUUGAAGAACUCUUACGUGGAGCGCGUCCCUCAUGACUCCCCCACCGACCAAAAGAACGACAAUUUUGUUUCCCAAAAAUAUAGUCAUGAAAUUGACUUAACAACCAUAGGAUCACAGCAAGGAUCGAUACAACAAAAUGCAAGGGCAGUCUUGCCAUCUGUUCAGGAUCAUGAGCAUGUCUUCCCUAUAGAGUGCCAGAGCUUUGAUGAAGAAAGCUUUGUCCGGACAAAGCGAUGCCCAUGUGGAUUCUCUAUUCAAGUGGAAGAGUUGUAGCACUAUAUUCUUCUUACACAUGUUACUCUACCAUGAUUUCCUAUAGAGAGUGUAUGGUAUAUCCAUAUUGUAAUGUAUGAUAUAUCUAUAUAUAUUGUUCCAGUUUCUCUUCUGGUCGACCCGAUGUAGCCUCUUUGAUUUUGACAGAAGGGAUAAAUGUAUGAGCAACCAGCUUCACCCCAUUGUCGGGGUUGGCUGUUAUAUGGCUUCAACUUCCAUGGUUGAUUCCUAUGUCACUAGAAAUAUCAAGAGCCUGUUUGGACUUUGAUUGCUUUUUUUA
Molecule: messenger RNA, 3201 nt
Organism: Phoenix dactylifera (date palm)
Lineage: Eukaryota; Viridiplantae; Streptophyta; Magnoliopsida; Arecales; Arecaceae
Gene: RAD4
Product: DNA repair protein Rad4 family
Biological process (GO): nucleotide-excision repair; mismatch repair
Cellular component (GO): nucleotide-excision repair factor 2 complex; nucleus; cytoplasm
Molecular function (GO): single-stranded DNA binding; damaged DNA binding
Source: RefSeq, a predicted model, not a curated record